UAUAUACGCAACUAACAUUGUGUCCAGCGAAGAAGCUAAGGGAGGUCUGAAAUCCAUGGCGUGUGGGUGGGAAGAUCAAAGGGAGAACUUCAACGUCGCCGGCCCUUUACAUCUCACUGCUGUUGAUUGGAGCAACUUCAGGCACCGGAGCUCCGUCGCUGCCAGCUUGGUGGAAGGUGCCUACAUCCUGGAAAUGGACCGGCAGAAACGCCGCCACGGUGGCCCUCGGGCCAAAGCUCCGUCGUGGGGGGAAUUCUUCGGGUUCAAGUUAAUCCAGGUUUUAGUAGAUCCCGAAGAUCAGUCCUUCUUUGGGGCUGUAUAUGAGCUAAAAUUUUCGUCCCAAACGGGGAAAUCCCCGAAACAAGUAAUUGCAUUUCGGGGAACACUGAUAAGACUCGAGAGCUGGUCACAGGAUAUUAGACUCGACCGCCAUAUCGUCCAAAACACCCUCCACAACAGCCACCGCGUCCAUGAAGGAUUUCAGGCCGUCAUGGACGCGGUUUCCAAGGUCGGGGCCAAGAAUGUCUGGUUGGCCGGACAUUCCUUAGGAUCCUCAAUAGCUUUGCUUGUCGGGAGAAACAUGGUACUGAAAACGGGUUGCCAUUUGGAAACCUAUCUGUUCAAUCCCCCGUUUGCGUCGCUGCCGAUACAGUUAAUCAAGAACUCGAAGCUCCGGGGAGGGGCUCAUUUUGUCCACACCGUCUUCAAGGCCGGCGUGGCCGUCGGGAUGGGUGCUGCCGUGAAGAACAAGAAAAUUGCAGAAGACGAUGAAGAGUUCAGUCUACUGUCCCCAUGGGUUCCAUACUUGUUCAUCAACCCGUCGGAUCCCAUUUGCUUUGGAUACCUGGAAUACUUCCGACACAGGGAGAGGAUGGCGGCGGCCGGGGCCGGAGAAAUUGCGCGGUUUGCGGCGCGGAAUUCAAUAAAGAGCAUGGUUUCGAAUGCGAUGGGGAAGGAUUCUAAGCCGUCACACCUCAUUCCUUCUGCUUAUGUGACCAUGAAUUUGAAGCGUUCGCCGGAUUUAGUGACGGCGCACAAGAUCAGCCAGUGGUGGCGCCCGGAUUCGAAGCUUGAUUACAAGCUAUAUCAGUUAGAUAACGUGUGAUAGAUUCACUUGGCGUUUGAACUGAUGACCAAUGAAUCUUAUGCAUGCAUUAUUAAUAAUAAUAGUAAGUCCAAAUAACCAUAAUCAUCACAGUAACAUGCAUGUACGCAUCACGUACUCUCAUCAUGGAAUAUAGUAUAGGCCAGGUGGUAUAAGUAUUUGUUGGAAUAACCUUAGCCAACACAUACUUAAAAUAUUGAUUAUGUACUUUACACAAUUAUGUAUGUGUCUUGUGUUUUGCUUUUUUAUGUCUCAUGUUAUGCAAUUACGUAUCUUAAGCAUAUGUAUUUUGUACCUGAAAUC
Molecule: messenger RNA, 1408 nt
Organism: Ipomoea nil (Japanese morning glory)
Lineage: Eukaryota; Viridiplantae; Streptophyta; Magnoliopsida; Solanales; Convolvulaceae
Product: GDSL esterase/lipase At4g10955-like
Exons: 2
Coding region: 56-1105 (349 amino acids)
Biological process (GO): lipid metabolic process
Source: RefSeq, a predicted model, not a curated record